AGGGUGCCGCGGGGCGCAGCGGGCAGGGCGGCGGUGGAGGGCGGGGGGUACGAACGGGAACCUCGGCGGUGCCCGGGGGUUGCUGAGGGGAUCCCUGAGGGAUGGAAAUCCAGCCAGGACUGAGCAGCCUGGGAGGCUCCAGCACCUCAAAGUGAUUUUUUUUUUUGUUUUUCUACCCCAAAUUUUCCCUUUAUUAUGAGCUGUCCCUCAAGGAUAUUGUUCUAGAUUUCUGCUUUUCCUGCCAUGGAGGUGCCCUUGGUGCUUCUCCUCACCAGGCUCGUGGCAGAAAUCGCUGGAAAAUCCACAGAAAACUCAGUGCCAGAGCCAGAAUGUUGUGUGGAAAUGUUGGAUUCCAACAGCUCCUGCCCCGAGAGCCAGCAGUGCAGCCCAGGCUGUUACCGGCGCUGGAACGAGGACGGCAGCAGCAGCUGCGUGCAGUGCAGGAACAGCACCGGGGGGCACUGCAGCAACGGCAGCCGAGGGAGCAGCUCCCCCCUGAACCUGAGCACGGCCACGCCCCAGAUCCAGAGCCUGGGGGGCCCCGAAGUCGCCGCCUCGUUGAUUUUGGGAACAUUUUUCCUCAGUUUGUUCCUGAUCCUUUCUGUGGCUUCUUUUUUCUACCUCAAACGAGCCAAUAAACUGCCCCAGGUGUUCUACAGAAGGAACAAAGCCUCUGUUCUCCAGCCCAGUGAAACAGCAUCCAUGAUCUCUCCUCCAGUUUCUUCAGUGCGGAAGCCGCGCUACGUCCGCAGGGAGCGGCCCCAGGGCCCGGCCCCGCCCGGCCCCGCCCCCGGCCCCGCCCACGGCCCCGGGCCCGCCCCCGCCCCCGGCCACGCCCCCGCCGCCAGCAGGGUCAGCAACGUCUGAGCUGAGUGACCUGUCCUGGGACGGGACAGUGGGGACAGCAACGUCUGAGUGACCU
Molecule: messenger RNA, 922 nt
Organism: Oenanthe melanoleuca
Lineage: Eukaryota; Metazoa; Chordata; Aves; Passeriformes; Muscicapidae
Gene: C21H1orf159
Product: chromosome 21 C1orf159 homolog
Exons: 10
Coding region: 244-867 (207 amino acids)
Source: RefSeq, a predicted model, not a curated record